This is a messenger RNA of Papaver somniferum (opium poppy), 621 nucleotides long. Its product is annotated as probable LRR receptor-like serine/threonine-protein kinase At3g47570. Gene Ontology annotation, biological process: protein phosphorylation. The record is from RefSeq and is a predicted model, not a curated record. Gene Ontology annotation, molecular function: protein kinase activity; ATP binding. The coding region runs from base 1 to 621 and encodes 206 amino acids. Lineage: Eukaryota; Viridiplantae; Streptophyta; Magnoliopsida; Ranunculales; Papaveraceae. The transcript is spliced from 3 exons.
AUGGCUACGUGUUGUCUUUGGUUGCACCCUACUGAAAUUGUCUCAAGUAAUGAUGAUCAGCUACAUGUUAAAAAUCUGAACCUGGAAACAAGGUUGGGCAUUGCAGUUGACGUUGCUUCUGCAUUAAAUUAUCUUCACCAUGAUUGUGAAUCACCCAUCGUGCAUUGUGAUCUGAAACCAAGUAAUUUCCUUCUUGAUGAUGAUUUGAUUGCCCAUGUGGGCGAUUUUGGGCUGGCUAAGUUCCUCCAUCACACCUGCAGUACUUAUCGACAGCUGAAUGAACAAGAUGCAAGUUCAAUUGCAAUAAAAGGCUCCAUUGGAUAUGUCUGUCCUGAAUAUGGAACGGGUGAUGAAGUUUCUACACAAGGUGAUGUGUAUAGUUAUGGGAUGCUACUGUUAGAAAUGUUUACAGGAACGAAACAGACAGACAACAUGUUUAAGGAUGGUUUAAACAUUCAUAACUUCUCUAAAAUGCAUGCAUUGCCAGAACGAGUUCUAGAUAUUGUCGAUUCACGAUUGCUGCUGGAAUUAGAAGAGUUACCGUCAGAUAGGAUCAAGAUGAAUGAGGUCAUUGUGGAUGUACAAGCGGUGAGGAAUCGGUUUCUUGGGAUCGGAAUGUAA